Molecule: messenger RNA, 410 nt
Organism: Rhopalosiphum maidis (corn leaf aphid)
Lineage: Eukaryota; Metazoa; Arthropoda; Insecta; Hemiptera; Aphididae
Exons: 4
Coding region: 51-353 (100 amino acids)
Source: RefSeq, a predicted model, not a curated record
UACCUACAUUAAUUGUUAUUUUCCAUUUCAACAUUGUUAUUAAUUUCAAAAUGGUUGAAAAUGUAGGGGAUUUACAUAAUUUUAUACAAUUUAAGUUACUUGCUUCAGACGGAAUAAAGAAAUGUCAAAAUAUAAAUAAUGAAGAAAAAAAUGGACAAAUUAUUAUUUUAGAUAAAUAUAAUUCAAGAGAUGUUUCAAUAAUAAUGAACAGUCUGAAGACAUUCAACUAUUUGAGAAUGAAAAACAAAGAAAAUUUAAAUAACCUUAAUAUUUUUUUCAAAAAUAUUAAGAACAACAAAGAAGUCCACAAUAAAGCACUUGCGAUGUUUAAUUCAAGAUUAAAUAAUAAAUAAUUUUAAUGCUUAAAAAUAAUAAUAUAUUCUUUCAAUCUUUUUUUUUUUUAAAAAAAG